This is a messenger RNA of Paramecium sonneborni, 1370 nucleotides long. Lineage: Eukaryota; Ciliophora; Oligohymenophorea; Peniculida; Parameciidae. The record is from the annotation of a GenBank genome assembly.
AAUGUCCCAUUUUACUUGUUCUGCUCUUUUUAAAAAUAUUGAUGGAUAACUAUAAGAAGUUAUCAUUACAACUUAAUCUGGUGCUCUACUUAUUGUGGUACUUUUGUUAAAGUUAUUAUUUAAGUCAAAAAAUGGAAAUUAGUAAAUGGUUUAUUUACCUUCAAACUCUAUGGAUACUAUUCUCUGCUUUGGAAGAGAGAUCAAUGAAGGUAAUAUAAAUAUAUAAGUAUAGAUUAACAGCUUGGAACUUUCGAUCUCGAUAAUCCUGAAACAAAAAUUAAAGUUACCUUUCUUGUAGGUUUGAAAGAUAUUGAAUAGUUAAAAUUACAAAUGAGAGGAAGGCAAAUUUUCAUGAUUUCUUCAAGUUAUGUUGUUUUAGGAAAAUUGACUUUUGGAAUAAGUAAGGAAGAAUUUUUAUCAAUAGAACUUAUUUAAACAUCAUCUAAGAUUUCUGUUGAAAAGAAAGCAAGUUUUUUAUUAAAAGAUCCCUAAUCUCAUAGCAGACUGGUAAUUUUGUAACAUAAUAUUGAUAGGCAUAAUUAAAAUAAGAGGCAGAUAUGUUACGGCUGUUAAAAGAUGAACCUCAUAAAAAUAUUAUUUUAUUGGAAGAAAUCAUUACAGAUUUUAGGUCAGUCUCAAUCAUUUUAGAAUAUUGUCAAGGAGGAGAUCUUUUAAAGCUUCUUUAUUAGAAAAGUAUCCAAAUUGAUGUCCCAUGUUUAAUGUUCAAUCUACUUUCUGGUAAAAUAACAUAUUUAAAGGAUUAUAGGUUUGAAACAUCUCCAUGAUUUGGAAAUUGUACAUAGGGACAUCAAACUUUAGAAUAUUUUAUUUAAAGACUCUUCGAAUGUAGAAACUUUAAAAAUAGCUGAUUUUGGUUUAUCAUGUAAAAAAUCUUAAAUUCAAUACAUCAAUCCAAGGUUUAUAUUUAUUAGAAAUUUUAGAUGUGGUACUCCUGGAUAUACAGCCCCUGAAGUAUUUAGUUAAGAAUGUAUAUAUGAUGAAAAAAUUGAUAUUUAUAGCUCAGGCAUCGUUUUCUAUAAUAUGUAAUACUUUAAAAUACCUUAGUUUAACAUUGAAAAAUCCUUAUGGAAAUUCUUAGAAUAUUUCUGAUCUAAUCAAACUUAAUAUGAGGGGCAACUACAAUGAAGCCCAUUUAGAAACAACUAAGCAGAAUAAUCCUCAAGCAUAUGAUUUACUCACUAAAAUGUUACAGAAAGAAUCACAUAAUCGGCCCAGUGCUUAUGAAUGUCUUUGUCACCCAUACUUUAAAAACUAUUUUAAAGGAGAUUUUAUUAAGGAAAUGACAUCAAAAUGUGGAAAAUCAUAAAAUAAGAAAAGAGGAACUCUCAAACGAGCAAAAAAAUGACUAC